AUGGUGGCGAGCGCGCGGGUGCGGAAGCUGGCGCGGCGGUACCGGCUGGCCGUGGCCACGGCCCUCGCCAUCCUCCUGCUCCAGGGGCUCGUGCUCUGGAGCUCCGCCGGCCUCGACGAGGAGGGCCCGGCCGAGGAGCGGCAGAAGAAAGCCAGGUUGCUCGAGAACAGCGAUGGCUCCAAGGACUUGGACAGCUCUGCGGGGCGCCGGGGCAGCGCAAGCCGGAAGCACGGGCGAUGGCGAGGACGGCCAGACAGCCCUGGCGUGCUGGUGUCCAAGGUGGUGAGAGCCGUCACAGCGAAACACAAAGCAGGGCGGAGGCUGCCGGCCGCAUCGGACUCCUCCAGCCGGAGGAACCUGACGGAGCGGCGCGGGGAUGCCCAGCUGGCCGUCUUCCAGCAGGGCGACACGGGGAGCGUGGAGGGAGCCCCCCAACCCACUGAGUACAGCUUCACCCCCAAGUGUGAGAUCACGGGCAAAGAUGCCCUCUCGGCGCUGGCGCGGGCCAGCACCAAACAGUGCCAACAGGAGAUCGCCAACGUGGUGUGUCUGCACCGGGCAGGCAACCUUAUGCCACAGUCUGUGCCCCGCCACUGCCAGCUCUCAGGGAAGGUCAGCCCUGUGAUCCAGUGGGACGAGAGCCGGCUGCAGCAGGCACCCCCCGGCAAGCCAGUGCGCAUCGCGUACAUGCUGGUUGUGCACGGCAGGGCCAUUCGCCAGCUGAAGCGGCUCAUCAAGGCGGUGUACCACCAGCAGCACUUCUUCUACAUCCACGUUGACAAGCGCUCCAACUACCUCCAUCGGGAGGCAUUGGAGCUGGCCCGGCACUACCCCAACAUCCGUGUGACGCCCUGGCGCAUGGUGACCAUCUGGGGAGGUGCCAGCCUGCUGAAAAUGUACCUACGUAGCAUGAAGGACCUGCUGGAACUGGCUGAGUGGCCCUGGGACUUCUUCAUCAACCUGAGUGCCACUGAUUACCCCACAAGGACCAAUGAGGAGCUGGUGAUGUUCCUGUCCAAAUACCGAGACAAGAAUUUCCUGAAAUCUCAUGGUAGAGACAACGCCAGGUUUAUCAAGAAGCAGGGCCUGGACCGCCUGUUCCAUGAGUGUGACUCCCACAUGUGGCGGCUGGGCGAGCGCCACAUUCCCGAGGGCAUCGUGGUGGACGGGGGCUCUGACUGGUUCUCGCUGACACGCAGCUUCGUGGAGUAUGUGGUCUAUGCGAACGACCAGCUGGUGUCCCAGUUGCGGCAGUUCUACACCUACACGCUCCUGCCAGCCGAGUCCUUCUUCCACACAGUCCUGGAGAACAGUCAUGCCUGCGAGACACUGGUUGAUAAUAACCUCCGAGUGACCAACUGGAACCGGAAGCUGGGCUGCAAGUGCCAAUAUAAACACAUAGUCGACUGGUGUGGGUGCUCCCCAAAUGACUUCAAACCCCAGGACUUCCUACGGCUACAGCAACUCUCCAGACCCACCUUCUUUGCCCGCAAGUUUGAGUCGACAGUGAAUCAGGAAGUGCUGGAGAUCCUGGACACGCACCUCUACGGCAACUACCCCCCCAACACGCCGGCUCUUAAGGCGUACUGGGAGAACGUCUAUGACCGCAUCGAUGGGCUCAGCGGCCUCAGCGAUGUCACCCUUACCUUCUACACAGCCUUCUCCAGGCUGGGGCUCCGCAGAGCCGUGUCCACGCCAGCGCUGAAGGCAGAGAAGCUCUGCAGAUUGGAGCCCCGGGGUUUCCCAUCCAGUGUGCACUUAUAUUUCUAUGACGACCGUUUCCAGGGUUACCUGGUGAUGCAGGAAGUGCAGAACUCAGCAACAGGGCAAGCAGAGUCACUAGAGGUGUGGAUGAUGCCCCAAGGAUCUUUGAAGCUGGCAGGUCACGGAGGGCAGACAAACAGAUUACAAAACCUUGAGGUGGGCACGGAGUGGGAUCCCAAGGAAAGACUCUUCCGCAAUUUUGGAGGCCUGAUGGGGCCUUUUGAUGAGCCAGUGGCCAUGCAGAAGUGGUCACGGGGGCCCAACCUGACAGCCACAGUGGUGUGGAUUGAUCCCACGUAUGUCAUUGCCACUUCCUACGACAUCACGGUGGACGCUGAGGCAGAGUUUACCCAGUAUAAGCCUCCCCUCAACCGGCCCCUGCGCCCUGGCAUCUGGACCAUCCGCCUCCUCCAGUUCUGGGAGCCCCUGGGGGAGAGCCAGUUCCUGGUGGUGCCACAGACCUUCAACCAAAAGCAGCCUCUCAGGAAGGAUGAUAGCAGCUGGCUGCAUGGCGGUCCCCCACGCAACGAGUACAUGGAGCAGAGCUUCCAGGGCCUGGGGGGGAUCUUGAACUUGCCACGUGCGGAGGAGGUGGAGAAGGACGCGGUGCGGAAGGCGCAGCUGACGGGCAGAGCACUGGAUGACUGGGCAGACGGCGCCAUCAGCACCUUCUGGUCCGUGGCGGACGUCUGCGUGAGCAGCCCCUCUGUCUGCUCCGCCCUGGAAACCUGCACAAAAACCUCCUGGAGCUCGCUGUCCCCGGACCCCAAAUCAGAACUGGGGCCCGUCAAACCCGAUGGGCGGCUGAGGUAGCAGGACCAGCCGUGGCACGGCGUUGGGAGCAAGGAGCAACCUCUGUCACUGGCAUGGUGGGGAAGUUCUCUGGACUACAUCACCCCGUGAGAUUUGCACCAUAGUCACUCAAGGAGGAGAGAUGGGAACCUUCUCCUGUGGGUUUUUUUGGGGGCAGAGGGGAAGGUGCAAGACUGGGACCUUGCCCACCUUCCCCAGGAACGGGCACUUGCUGGCCGGAGGAAAGCGUGCUGGGGCACCCGUCACCGCAGGGCACAGGCGGCAGUGGCGGCUGGGAAGAGCAGUGUGUUUAUUGCUCCAGGGCCUUGGAGCCUUGGGAAGGGGUGAUGGGGGAGGGAGGAGAAGGGAGGCUGGCAGGCAAGUAGGCUCUGGGCCAGCUCAGCACCCUGCCCAGCCGCGGGCUGGAUCUCUGCAGGAUCAGGCCGCUCCCUUGGGAGGGCUGGCAGCGGGCCCUGGGGACAGGGCGGACCGGAGCAGAAUGGGUCGACGCCUGCUGCACGCAGGGAGCUGCUGCUGGCCCAAGGCCUGCAUCUUAUCCCCUCCACCCCAGCCCUUUAGUUUGUAUUUUUAUAAAUACAGAAAUAUAUACGAUGCAAAGUGCAAUAGAGACGAGACCCCCGCACUGGCCGGGAAGUUCUUGUGUCUCCGUCUCCCUUCAGACUGUAACAUGACUUGUUCUCUUGGGUGUCCUGGAGCUACAGGACAGGGUGCUGGGUCAUUUAGGGUUUUGUUUUGUUUUUUUGUUGUUUGUUUUGUAUUGUUUUGCUGUUUCCCUAUUUCCUGCUGGGGGAGUCGUAUCCUGCUGCCCCUCGAGUAGGGCUGCCCUGUGGUCGCAGGGCCCUGCAGGCCCUCCAGAGCAGCGGCCCGACCGUGCCAAAUGUUUGGACCUGCUGGUGUUUCUUGGUGGUCGGGGAGGAGCACUUCUUUUUGCACCGUUUAAGUUCAAUAAGCCACUGUGGAGUCGGCAUCCCUGUCUUCGCUGUAGUAGAGGCUUUGGGAGCUGAGCACCAAGACACUGAGUCCCCUGCCAAAAUGAUUUCUUGGUCCGAGUGAGACGGCGGUUCCCCUCGCUGGAGGGUUGCCUUGUGCCACGGCUGGUCGGCACAGCCUUUUCUCCCGGGAAGCAGAAGCUCUCGGGACUUCCCUGGCCGAAAGCCCAGAGGUGAGAGAUGGUCUGGCCAGCUCUGUCCCUUCCCCAGUGUUCCUGCUUCCCCCCUUUUCUGGAGGGAACGCGUGCUGCCUCCUCCAGGGAGGGGUGCGGCGGGGCUCCCCCCUCCCGCCUUCCCCCCAGGCCGUGGGGGCUCCCUGCACCCUUCUUUCUCUCCGCGGAGAAGCCCCAGUUUGUUUUUUCCACCCCGGGAAGCUGUCCUGCGUGCCAUAGUGAACCGCCGCGGGCCGGGGCGGAGGAGCUGCCGGCCCCGGGGCGGGCAGGCGGGCAUGGAUCUCACGGACCCGUGCUCGGGGCGAGGGCGGACGGAGCAGCUUGUCCGGGGCCGCGUGCGGUCGCGUUUUGACCGUCUCCAAGGAUCCGUGCCGUCCUCCGCGUCCCCCCGAAGCCCAGGGCCCUCCUGGUCCGCAGCGCGGAGGUCGGGCUGCCUUUCGGUUCGCGUUCACCGUCUCCCCCUCCGGUUUAAGGACACCGGUGCCGAAGGAGGCAGCGUUGUGAAAUCUGCCCUGCCGCACGCCCAGGGCGGGAUGGAGACCUCGGUGGGCAAGGGCAGCCGCAGGCCCGCUCCCUCCUCGCUAGCCGGGCACUCCGGGGGACAUGGUGCGAGACGCGCCGGGCAGCGCCUGGCCCCGGGCCGGGGCAGGACGCCGAAACUCUGUGUCAGAAGCGUUAUGUAAAGUUGUCUUAAAUAUGCAACAUCACCACAAAUAUAUCUAUAUCUCUAC
Molecule: messenger RNA, 4470 nt
Organism: Rhea pennata
Lineage: Eukaryota; Metazoa; Chordata; Aves; Rheiformes; Rheidae
Gene: XYLT2
Product: xylosyltransferase 2
Exons: 11
Coding region: 1-2577 (858 amino acids)
Biological process (GO): chondroitin sulfate proteoglycan biosynthetic process; heparan sulfate proteoglycan biosynthetic process
Cellular component (GO): membrane
Molecular function (GO): protein xylosyltransferase activity
Source: RefSeq, a predicted model, not a curated record